GUAUACGUACACCUGUCAUCAUGACCAUUGAAGAGAGCGCGACGUGAAAUACGCGCAUGCGCAGAGGAAUCAUUGCAAUGAGCUAUCUAGUAUUUCUAUACGCGCAGCGCGAUUACGUUACGGCAUUUUUUCUGUUUUUGUUUAGUCGCAACAGCAGCACCACUGCAGUUUGUACGAACGCGAUUUUGUUCGUCGUAGAAUCGAGCGGAUUGAGUACAGUGCGCGUGUGGAUGCCUCGCAACUCCGGCCAAACACGACUCGUAGUCACCGGCUAUUAUUAUUAUUGCACUGCUGCAUAAUAUAAAGAAUCCCAUUUGCGUAGACCAUUUUACAAUCUUAGCUUUCGCGUCUCUCUCUCUCUCUCUCUCUCGCCCCUCUCUCGCGCGCAUGCUCUCUGUUCCUUUUGCUCUCCCGUUGUUUUACGGUCAGCCAGUGCGAGUACUUAUAGUGUGCCAUAGCUGAGCUGGGAAGCUGGUGAACUGAGAGCACAGAGGCAGCUGCGGCUUUCCCGACAGCAAGACAUGUGAAAAUGGCGUCCAGCCAGGAUGCUUGGUAUCUGUCGCUGUUGGGUCUCGCCGAGAACUUCCGCACCGCCAGUCCACCCAGCAUCAAGUGCUGCAUACAGUGUUUGCAAGCAGUCUUCAACUUUAAACCGCCACCAAGAGUUGAAGCGCGCACCCACCUGCAACUGGGCACGAUACUCCUCACUCACACCAAAAACAUCGAUCUCGCCAGAACCCACCUCGAGCGCUCGUGGCAACUCAGCCAGAGCAUCAACUCCUUCGAUGACGUCAAGUUUGAGUCAGCCAGUAUGCUGGCUGACCUCUUUGAACAACAACAUCAGACUGUACUCAGUCAAAAUAUACUACGCAAAGCUGUAGAACUGUCCCAGCACAAUGUUUACUGGCACUGUAGGCUCAUAUUCCAAUUAGCUCAAAUCCAUGCAUCCGAAAAAGAUUUGAAUGCUGCUGUAGGUUUGCUGGCAGUGGGAGCUGACUAUACGCAAAUAAGCAAUGCUCAAUACACUAAGGUUUUGUUUGUACUUAGCCGCUGUAUGCUGCAGCUCAUAGAUAGAAAGUUCAGCGAAGUUUCUCCGUUGCUCAGUUCUGUAGGACAUCAAAUAGAAAAUUGGCAAGGCAAUCCACAUCAUCUUAGCUAUUUGAAAGUAUUUUACUGGACCCUUGUUGUCACUCAACAUUUACUGUUGGGACAGCUGAAAAGUGCUAAACCAAUGUUAAAGUCCUUACAACAAAGCAUAUCAAACCAAAAUUGGCCAUCCGAUGAAGCUAUUGCUGGGCCUCACAUUGGUGAUAUGUUCAUUUGGAUGCCAAAAGAACAUCUGUUUAUUCUGGUUUAUCUGGUAACAGUAAUGCACUCCACCCAAACUGGCUACUUGGAUAAGGCUCAAAAGUAUACUGAAAAAGCUCUUACUCAAAUAGAACAUUUAAAAGUUAUUGAUAAUAAACCAAUCUUGUCAGUGUUUCAAGUAAUGCUGUUGGAGCAUAUAGUGAUGUGUCGGCUCAUUAUGGGAAAUAAAAGCUUAGCUAUAGCUGAAAUUGCUCAAGCCUCUCAAAUAUGCAGAAUACAACCUAAAUUGUUGCAGACUCAUAGGGCACAGUUGCAUGUGUUGUUAGGUUUAUAUGCAAUGUCUAUGAACUGCAUGGGCGAGGCAGAGGCUCAGUUUAUUUCUGCACUGAACAAGUCCCAAGAAAGAGAUUUGGUAACAUUUGCAAAUUUGAAUUUAGCAAUAGUUUAUAUUAGAACCAGGAGAGACACUGAGUUAAACGCCCUUGUGGAGAGAAUAAAACCAGACAAUUUGCUAUCUGUUUCAUAUCCAUUAAGAGCUGCUGCAUUUUAUGUACAAGGUCUUCAGGCAUUCUUUGGAGCACGAUAUAAUGAAGCCAAGAGAUACCUUCGUGAAACUUUAAAAAUGGGUAAUGCGGAAGACUUAAAUCGAUUAACGUCCUGCAGUUUAGUACUGCUUGGCCAUAUAUUCCUAUCAUUAGGAAAUCAGAAAGAAUCUGGAAAUAUGAUAAAUCCUGCAUUGACUUUAGCUUCCAAAAUACCAGACGUUCAUGUUCAGUUAUGGGCAAAUGCAAUUUUAAAAGAUUUGAGUAGAAUUUGUGGUGAUCACGCCCGUGAAACUGAGGCAUUCAAGGUGCAUUCCGAUUUUUCUCAAACUUUAUUGAAAGACCAUUUCCAAAGCACGCAAAUGAGUGAACACGUUCUGAUACAAUGGAUCGAAGGCCCAAUACCUAUUUUACCAAAUAACUCAGCUGCUUCUACAUCGCAAGCAAUUUUAUAGUGUACAGAUACCGAUUCAUUGUCUUAUAAAUUUACUCAAGAGUGUUUUUAGAGAAGUUUAUUGACAACUUACAAAAUAACGAGAUUUGAGCUAUACGCGAUAGAACUUUUUAGUGGACUUUUAAGAUCAGUCAAGUGGAAGACUUAGUACUCCCGGCUUGUUUAAUUUUAUAUGAACCCCGACGUCAGGUAUUUUCAAAACAUUCUAUGCACGAAAGCGCUUGGUUGUAUAAAGACAAUCAUAUUUUAAGCAUAUUGUAAGAUAUUGAAAUUUGCUAUCAUGUACUGAUCAAUUUAAAUAUUUCGUCCAGAAGGAUUACUGGAAUAAAAUAAAAGCCCUCUUUAUUUUAUUUUAUGAGAUGAAAAAGCUUGAAACAUGCCUAAGGCGCAAGUAUGUAUGAGUACCUGUAUAAAUUUGUUAUAUGAAUAACUAAAAAUUGAAAGAUUUCAUUGAUUUACAUUGAAAUUGCACUCUUGAAGAAAAUUAUAAUUUAUUUUUAAAAUUUCAGUAAUUAAGAUAAAAUAUAUUACGAUGGCUUUAAGCGUAAAAAAUUUGUUACGUGAAAAAAUUUAUGAAAAAAAGGCAGGAAAGAUAAUUUUAAUUAUCAAUUAUUUUAAACUUCAUUAAAUAAAUCAUACAUUUUUUAAAUAAAUAUCAUAUCAAAGUUAUUCUUAAAUAUUACGUACAGUAAUUUUUAUUAUUUAUUGCCAUUAUCGGUCAUCAUUUUCGUUGUCUAUGACUUUUAGUGUCAAAUUUUAUAUCAUAGUCAGUGUUAUUAUAUAACUCUGAGGGCACUUGUCAAUUGUACUUUUAAAUUGGUUGAGAUAAAUCUACUGUAGAUUUUUAAUAAUAAGCAACACUGUAAAUACUGAAAUAUACAAAAAGUUGAUAUAUUUGUUAACUAUAUUGUAUGUAUUCCUUAUGUUGCACAUUUAUAAAUUGGAUAAAAAAAAGUCUGAACCAUAGCACUGAUGCAUUAUUGUAAAUAAUGGUGAACAAUAGUUAAGACGAAUUUAAUGAAUAUGAUAUUAAUUUUUCAAAAUUAUUUUUUCAAGUAUUAAUAAUUUGAAUGCUGUUUCAAAUGCUAAAAAUUUUGCAAAGUUUAAACCACAAGGCCAGUUAUAUUUCGGACUCUAGAAAGUCGUUUUGUGAAAUAGUUGCUAACAGUUAAGUAUAAGAACUUCAGAAUCAAAUUAUUAUUAUAAUGAUAAAAAUUGCACUUCAAAUCACGCGUACAAAUUUAUUAUAAACCAGUUAAAGUAUAAAUAAAAUCUACGUGCAAAAAUAUUCGUCUCGGUAUGUUUUCUGUAUCUUGUAAAAAAGGUAAAAUGUAAAGGUAUAUGGUAUUGUUUACAGAAAUAUCGGGAUAUUUGAAAAUAGUAGAUAUAAUAAUUUUUGUAUGAAUGUGCAGUCCGUUGUGAAAAUGUAUAUGGAUUUACUAUAAAAUUGCUUUAAUUUGUAAAUUAUUCUCCACACACCUUUAUGACCUUGAU
Molecule: messenger RNA, 3798 nt
Organism: Phymastichus coffea
Lineage: Eukaryota; Metazoa; Arthropoda; Insecta; Hymenoptera; Eulophidae
Gene: Mau2
Product: MAU2 chromatid cohesion factor homolog
Exons: 8
Coding region: 530-2305 (591 amino acids)
Biological process (GO): maintenance of mitotic sister chromatid cohesion; mitotic sister chromatid cohesion
Cellular component (GO): SMC loading complex; chromatin
Molecular function (GO): protein binding; double-stranded DNA binding
Source: RefSeq, a predicted model, not a curated record